This is a messenger RNA of Xiphophorus hellerii (green swordtail), 9021 nucleotides long. RefSeq names its product thrombospondin, type I, domain containing 7Ba (gene thsd7ba). Gene Ontology annotation, cellular component: plasma membrane. The record is from RefSeq and is a predicted model, not a curated record. NCBI's taxonomy places the organism in Eukaryota, Metazoa, Chordata, Actinopteri, Cyprinodontiformes, Poeciliidae. Gene Ontology annotation, biological process: actin cytoskeleton organization. Bases 600 to 5528 code for a protein of 1642 amino acids. The transcript is spliced from 30 exons.
AUCCCCUUCAGAGUGUCGGUGCGCUGUGUGAGAGCACUGCUAUCACUGCUCCCUCCACUCAGUCUGCGCUCCUCUCUUGUUGUCCACGGGCUCUCUCUUGCCGUCUCUCAGAUUUUUCUCGCCUCAUCUUUUUUUUGCUGUCCACCUCCACCCCUCCUGCUCCUCUUUUCUCCUUCUGUGAUUCUGCCCCACAGGGAGAGAGAUAGGAUCUGUUACACACCGCAGCUGUUACACAUCAAGAGCACAGACUCUUUACAGCUGCCCAUGCUUGUUGGACCAUCCCCAAACGGUACUUGAGUGAGUGGGCGCUUGACAGAGUUAGCACCUCGAAGGUGCUCGCUGCUGCAGGAGGUGUGACAUAGUCCCAGCCUACCACACAUUCAUUUGUACCAGAUUAAGCUAUUGCAUGAUGCUGCAAGCAGAAGGCCUGGCACAGGCGAUUUACCAUCCCUGCCAGACUUAACAUCUUCAGACGCCUCCUCUCUGCUCGGCUAACAUCUUCUCGGGAAGGACUAUUCAGAGUCAUCUGCAACUCUACUAAUAAUAUCACCCAAAGGGAUGACUGGAGGUCACCUUGCACAGGAGUAAGAGAGGCAGCAAUGGGCUGGACUAUGACUCUGAAAGAUGACUUUGGGGUCAGCGCCUGGACACAGCACACUGGGAACUUCCUCAGCCUUUUCCUUCUCAUCUCGUCUCUCUUUUCCAUUCCAGCCCACUCGGACAUUGUUCUUUCCAAAGCCCAUCAUUUUUCAUGGAAAGCAGGCUCGUGGGGUCAGUGUAUCGGGGAGGUGUGUGGCUCAGGUGGGGUUCAGACAAGAACGAUAUGGUGUGUCCACAUGGAGGGCUGGACUACCCAUAACUCGCACUGCCAGCAUGUGGAAAAACCAGAAAGCAAAAGGCAAUGCUUUAAGGUCUGCGACUGGCACCAAGAUCUUUUUGAAUGGGAGAUUUCUGACUGGGGGGCUUGUGUUCUUGUCCCUUUCUUUUCUAAUGAACUCAAGAUGAGGACUACUGAGUGCAUUACAGCACAGCAUGGCAUUCAGAGGCGCAAUAUCCACUGUGUUCGCACUUCCAAUCGAAGCACUGUCAGCAUAAGGAUAUGCGAGUUCUUUUCCCAGAAGCCUCCUGUGGAGCAGGCCUGCCUCAUCCCCUGCCCUCAGGACUGUGUGGUUUCAGACUUUACCUCAUGGUCAAGUUGCAGUAAAACUUGCAGUGCUGGUCUACAGCAUCGGACUAGACACGUCCUGGCCGCACCGAUGUAUGGAGGGGCUAACUGCCCUAAUCUAACCGAGACCAGGACUUGUACUAACUCUGUUGACUGCCCUGUUGCAGAGGGGGAGUACCAGUACAGCCUUAAAGUAGGGGCCUGGAGUAAUUGCCGACUACCCCAUAACAAGGAUGCCGUCUUAAAUGGAAGGACCACAGUGGACUUUGGUGUUAGCUCCAAUGAGAACAACUCUAUCACGACACAAACAUUGGAUUCUCACCACCAAUUCCGUCAUCACCAGUACCACCAUGGUCAAGCCCACAUAAGAUACCCCAUGUCAUGGGAGCUGGAAGUGGGAUAUCAGACACGACAUGUACGCUGUGCGAGAAGUGAUGGCAAGAACGUUAUGCUAAGUUUAUGUACCAAGGACACCUCCCCCCUGACCUUCCAGGCAUGUGUGAUGCCCAAAGACUGUCAAACCUCUGACUGGUCAUCGUGGAGUUUCUGCUCAAAGACCUGCCGAUCCACUGAUCUGUCUCCUGGGUAUCGCGUCCGGACUCGGAUCAUGACACAGAUCCCACAUGGAGAAGGAAAACAAUGUCCUACACUUGAAGAAAAGGAAGCCUGCAACAUCAUAGGAGAUUUACUUCCAAAAUGUCCCAGGUACUCCUGGAGGACCACUGACUGGGGUGAAUGCCGCAUCCGACCCUUACUGGGCCAGCAGGAUCGACGGCGGGCAAACAUCAGUCUGCUGUGUGGAGGUGGAGUCCAGACCAGGAAGACAUACUGUGUUCAAGUCCCUGAUGAUUCAGCAGCACAUUACAAGAAGGAAGUGUCCAGGCCUGUGAAUGCUUGGCUGUGUGAUGGAGAUGAUCCUCCAUUGGCCGCUCAGAACUGUUCCAUUCCUUGCCAGCAUCAGUGCUUGCUGUCCCAGUGGUCGCCCUGGAGUGCCUGCCUUUAUGAAAACUGCAAAGAACCCCAAGGGAAGAAAGGUUUCAGACAAAGGAAGAGAGAGGUGUUGUGGGAGUCCAGUAAUACUCUGGGGACUUGCCCUCAUCUGAUGGAGUUCAUCCCCUGUGAGGAUCCUGCCUGCUACCUGUGGCAAAUCCAACAAAACGGAAAAUGCAUUCCCACCAAUAGCUCAUGUGGUCCUGGAACUGCAGUACAGAAUGUGACUUGUGUCAACACUGAAGGAGGUGAUGUGCCUGACACCCACUGUGUAGAUGACCCUCCACCCACUGAGGAGGCCUGUGAUGUUGCCUGUUCUGCAGACUGUGUGGUGGGCUCCUGGUCCUCCUGGUCUUCCUGCUCACACAGCUGCGCUACAAAGACCGCAGAGGGCAAGCAGAGCCGCAGUCGCACAGUAUUAGCCAUCCCAGGAAAAGAUGGUAAAACAUGCCCAGCAGCCCCGGUCCUAGAGGAAUGGCGAGUCUGCAAUGAUCAUCCUUGCACUGUAUUUUACUGGGAAGCCUCAGAAUGGGGACCCUGUACUGAGGACGUGUCUUCUACAAUCAAUGAAAGUAGCUCCUGGAAUGAGACGUCUGCCUGCCCUGUUGGAGUUCAGAGCCGUAAUGUCAGCUGCAUGAGGAUGAAUGCUGGUCCAGUCAUAAGUAAAAGGUGUUUAGAGUCUUCUCGCCCAGAAACUACCCGGCCCUGUUUGUUUCCCUACAAGAAGGACUGUGUAGUGACCCCUUUCAGCGAAUGGACAGCAUGUCCAGCAUCUUGUCUCCCAGAUAAUUCAACUGCUGCAAUGCAAUCUCGGUACAGAAUCAUCAUUCAGAAGCCUGCUAAUGGAGGUCAAGAGUGCCCUGACACACUGUACGAAGGAAGGGAGUGUGACUCAGUUCGUGUAUGUCCGGUGUUUAGGUGGAGGAUGAACAAGUGGCACAGUUGUACCCUGGUGCCUGAUUCUGUUAGACGAGGAUUAUCGGGAUCAGGAGAAGCUUGUGGAAAUGGUUUAGAAACAAGAGGAAUCAGUUGUGUUGGGGAAGAUGGGGAGCCAGCCAACAUGACAGAGUGCCUGCAAUGGGCUGGACCCUUUCCCUCUCAGAUUAGAGAAUGCCGGGUGGCGUGCAAGGACGACUGCACUCUGACUACUUGGUCCAAGUUUUCUGAAUGCACCGGAUGUGGCAGGUCACGCACUCGCAGGCGUUCACUUGUAGGCCGUAGCAAAAAGAAGGAGCGUUGCCUGAAUGAGGAUAUGUACCCGCUGGAAGAGAACCAGACUUGUCCCUGUAAUGAGUUUUUGUCUCAGCCAUUUGGGAAUUGGUCUGCAUGCAUCCUUCCAAAUCCUCCAGUUUUUGAGUCCCUGCAUGGUUGGAUGAGGCACCGAGAGGUAAAAGAGUGUGGCCAAGGUCUCCGCUACAGAGCUGUGGCCUGCAUUGACCAGCGGGGACAUCUGGUUAACCCCACGCUCUGCACAGACUCAGGCUACAUCGUGGAGGUUUGUCACAUCCCUUGCCCCCUGGACUGUAAGCUCAGCGAUUGGUCUUCUUGGUCGGCAUGCAGUUCCUCCUGUGGCAGCGGGCUGAAAAUUAGGUCUAAGUGGCUCAGGGAGAAAGCCUUUAACGGCGGACGCCCCUGCCCCAAGCUGGAUUUGAAGAACCAGGCUCAGGUGUAUGAGGCCGUGCCCUGCAACAGGGAAUGCAGCCAGUAUGAGUGGCGGAUCGAGCCCUGGUCCAUUUGCACCAUCAACACUGUGGACGACUCGCCAGCCUGCGGAGAGGGAGUCCAGAGUCGCAAGAUCAGGUGUGUGAUGAGGGGAACAGCAAGCAGGGAGGAUGGCAGCCCAGACGACAGUAUGUGUGAUCCAGAGGAAAUGCCUCCCAGGGCCCAGGUUUGCUAUUUAGCCUGUCCUAAUGACUGCGUUGUGUCAGCCUGGGGAGCAUGGAGCAACUGCCCUCUGCAGUGCGACGCUGGCAGUGUGAGGAACAGAAGCAGACAAAUCCUCCGCCUCCCCGCCGUGGAGAACGCGGCCUGUCCAGAACUGGUCCAAUCAGAACCUUGUCUUCUCAACAGUACCUGUUUCACGUACCAGUACAGAGUCUCGGACUGGAGUACCUGCCAGCUGAGUGAAAAUGCCAUCUGUGGUCCGGGGUCACGGUCACGUCUCCUGGACUGUGUGCAGAGUGAUGGGAAAACAGUGGAGUUGCAGAAGUGCCAACAGUUUGGUCUGAUCAACAACUUGCAGAUGUUGGAGAGCUGCGUUGUUGACUGUCCUGUCAGCUGCAUCCUCUCCGACUGGUCGCCGUGGGCGGAUUGCUCGCACACCUGCGGUACCCAAGGUCACUCUGUCCGCACACGGAGGAUCCUUCAUGAGGCUCAUGAGGAGGGUCGUCCCUGCCCCAGCCAGCUCUCCCAAACUAAGCCGUGCUCCAUAAGGCCGUGCUAUAUGUGGCUGCUGAAUGACUGGUCUCCGUGCGCUGCAGAGGGUGCAAAAUGCGGAGAGGGAGUCCGGAGAAGAAACCUGUCGUGUGUUGUCCACUGGGGGAACUGGCAAGAGUCUCCUCCCCCUCAGCCUGUAGACAGAGAGCUGUGUGGAGAUGUGCUGAGGCAGCAACUCCUGCAGGAAAUGGAGCAGCCAUGCUUCGUCCCCUGCCCAGGUGAUUGCCAUUUGACACAGUGGUCCACCUGGAGCUCCUGCCAGCUGAUCUGCCUGGAGGGCCGCAGUUUUGAGUCCACCGGUCGCCAGGCGCGAUCCAGAGCUGUGAUCAUUCAAGCCAUGGAGAACCAAGGCAGCUGCCCCAAUCAGGUCUUUGAGACCCAGCCUUGUAAAGGAGGAAAAUGCCACAGUUACCAGUGGAAAACAGGGGGAUGGACAAACAACAAGAGGCCAGUGUGGUGUCAACGCUCAGAUGGUGUUAAUGUCACAGGGGGGUGUUUCCCACAGAAAAGGCCCACUACCCUUCGACACUGCCAUCCUCCGUGCACAAAACCCUUCUCGCAUUGCACGCCGAGUGGAGUGUGUGGGUGUGAGAAGGGCUACACUGAAGUGAUGACCUCGCAUGGCUUCUUGGACUACUGCACCAGAACCCCCGGGGUGGACAACAGCAAGAAAGCCGAUGUGAAAACUAACUCUGGAAGAUUAAAACCCCGGCCGUCUCAGUCCAACGACCUCUUCAGCGAGUGGACCUUAAGGCCCGUUGGCCCAGAUGGAAGAGUAAAGCUGUGGGUUUAUGCUGUAGCCAUCGUUGGAUUCAUUGUAGUACUUUUCAUCAUCACGCUGUCAUUCCUGAUCUGCAAGCCAUCAAAAACCUCUAAGGCAUCUCCUCCACCGCAGAAGCCCUUGACUCUUGCCUAUGACGGCGAUGUGGAUAUGUAACCUGGCUGCUGUACCUCAUGAGGACAUGACUGGCCUUGGGCAGGAUUCUGACCUUGUUUGCAUUGUUGCCAAGCACGUAACCCGACCUGCUUGAGCCGGGUUAUGUUUGCUAUAGUAAAGCAAUUUGGUCUGCUGUUGAUGGCACGGAAUAUUGGCCAGAUCAAACAAGCGGAGCCAAAGCCAGUUGAGCCAAGACCGAGACAUGGACCUCGAGAUCCUUUUUUCUAUAACUGCCUGCAACAUGAACACACGGUCCAAGCACCAUUUGCAAAUGAUGAAGCAAGAAGACUUUCAGGCACUAAAGACAAAAUGAAUCCACAAGUGAAUCUACUGUGGAGGUUUUUGAAGUGUCAACAAUCAGAAGGGACCACAUUUCUUUGUUUUAUUUUUUAUUUGUUUUGGAGAUGCUCCAGUCUGUAGUUACACAUUCUACUGAAAGGUAGUUUAAUUUUUCUCAAUAGUUACGGAACUUUGUAAAAGGUAAUGUCACAAGCUCUUUGGAUAAACUCUUUUAUUUCUUAUUUUCAAACAAAUAAGAUGGUUUAUGCACUACGUUAGUGCUGAUUCUUUUUUUUUUUUUCCUGAUGACUUUUCUAGUGUUUUAACCGUAAUGCAAGUCUUAAUUUAUUUUUGCUGUCUGAUUGUGUAUUAUUGAUGAUGCAAUAUGUUGUGUAUAUGUGGAAACCAAAAUCAAAGCCUGCCUCGAGUUUAAGGACAAAUGUAAUUCGGCUAUUUCUCCGUUUUCACGUGACUCCCAGACAUAGAAAAUAAAAUUCAGCAACAAGUUAAUGUCAUUUUUACUCAAUAGGAUACCAUUUUCUUGCAUUUUAGAAGAAAAUAAUAAUAAAAAAAACAUGUAAAUGAAAAGAUUGGAAACCAGCAUGAUUGAAAUCACACCUCAUACACAGUUUUAAUGUAAUGCAAAGCAAAACAGCACUUAUCUCUUAAACAUAAAGGAGAAUCACAAAGAUGUUGGCUGGAUUACUCAUGGCAUCAGGCAUAACAUUAUGACCACAGGCAGGUAAAGUAAAUAGCACACAUCCUUUCUGUGUGAGGACACCUCUAAAUGAGAAAGAUUUAGGUGGGAAGUGAAAAUGUUUUCCUCCAAAUUCAUCAGUUAGAAGGAGAAAAAAAGUGUAAGUGAGUGAGUUUGACAAGGGCCAAGUUGAAAUGGCUAUUCAGAUCAGUCAGAGCAUCUACAGAACUGCAGCUUGUGUAGGAUUUUCCCAGUCUGCAGCCAUCAGUAUCUAUCAAAAGAGGUCCAGAAAGGGGACAGUGGUGAACUGAUUGCAGGCCCAUCAAAGCAGAAGAUUGGCUACUGUGGUCCAACACAACAGAUGAGCUAUGAUAGUCAAAAUUGCUCAAUUGCUGUGUUUCAUAACUCUGAGUAAUUUUGGAGUAUGACUCCCGAUAAAAUCCUAAUGGGUAUUAGACAUAUUCUGCAUGUAGAUAUUCAUUGGCCAGUGAUCCCUGCCAUGUGAUUGGUUUUUCCAUGAGAAUAAUUUUUUUAACCUUUAUUUUACCAGGGCCAAUGAGAAUAAAAACUUCCUUUAACUCGCCUUCAAGCAAAUAUUUGUCUUUAGUGAAUUAUUUUGGAAAUACGGUUGUUGUGCUCUAAAGUGACUCUGGUGCCAAUCAGUUGUUGAGUCUGGCUAGCUGUAUGAAUAUUUUUUUGGCUACACUUCUGUUUAUUUUAGGCUCAUAAACUCAUUUUCUUACAGUAGAGACCAAUAGAAUAUUUCAAAAAAUAACUUUAAACCAUCAGUUGUCAAACUGUGAAAGUGGCAAACUGUGAAAGUGGAAACAAAGUCUCGAAAAUGUGCAAAACAGCAAAAAUAGAGAACUGGAUCACAGAGCAAUAGAAGAAGGUGGCCUGGCCUUUGUAUCAGGUGGAUGGCCAGGUUAGUGUGCACUGCUGUAUGAUGUAUGUUCCACCAGUGCUGCAGACCAUGUACACCACUGGUGCAGCCUUAUGGCUGUGACAUAUUUCAGCAGCAUAAUGCAUCCUGUCACAAACCAAGAAUGGUUUGAGGUGCUGACUUGGCUGCCAAAUCCCCAGAUCUCUGUUUAAUUCAGUAUGUGCUGGACAAAUAAGUCCAAUCCACGGAGGCCUGACCUGCCAUCUUACAGGACCGAAAAGAGCUGCUGCUGACAUAUUGACUCCAAAUACCAGAGGAACCAUCCAGAGCCCUAGUGGAGUCAUUGAAAAAUUCAUUAUUUUCAUUAUGUCAACAGGUUAAGGCUGUUCUGGCAGCAGAAGGGAGACCAACUACUAUUAGCCAAAUGGUCAUAAUGUCAUGUCUAAUCUGUGUCUAUUUGUUUUCAAGAAAAUUGGUCAUAAAUCUUCUUUUUUUAAUCAUUAUUCCAGACACUGUUUCAAUUAACUAAAAAAAUAGUCAAUAUUUUGUUACAGCCUGGAGAAAAGAUUGCAAAUACCAAAUAUUCGUGAGCACGGUAACUAACUUCACUCUCAAAUCUGUGGAGUUUUCUGUCAUUCAACCCAGUUUAUUAUCUUUUUCGUUUAUUUUCUCUUGAAGUUCAGUGCAUCAAUGAUUUUUAAUAAGUUUUCACCUUCACUUCUCUUCUCAACUCAGUGGAGGAUCCGUAUUUCCUGUGUUUGGUGAUUUUCACCAGGUAUUAAGUUGUUUCUCAUUUGGCCUCCAAUAAUGAAAGAGAUUCAUAUGUGCAUCUCAAUAAGUUUGAAUAUAAUUGAAAAGUUACUUUAUUUCUGUAAUUUAAUUAAAAAAUGUAAACUUGUGUUUUAUAGAUUCAUCAGACACAGUGAUAUGAGUAUUAAUGUCAUUUAUUUGAAUAAUUAUGGCUCUCAGCUAAUGAAAAUCUUUUUCUUUAGAAAAUAGAGCAUAUUACAUAAUAUCAAUAGUGAAAAGCAAAUUGCAUAAAUAUAAUGGCAUGGUAAUGUUAUGACCUACACAGUCAUUGUGAAGACUUGACAGUCUUCUUGCAGAGAGUCACUGAAACUCUCCACAACAAGGUUGGAGCUGGUAAUUCAGUGUCAUAUCAAAGCGGAAAGUUGAGUGUAAGAAAAAGUGCACAAGCAGCAGGGAUUUAACCACAGACUUCAGAGGAGUCAGAAACAAAGCCUGCUCACAAAUUUCAGAUUCAAAAUUCUCUUCAUGCCACGCUACAUUAAUCUAGUAACUCAUGUUACAAAAGAAGUGUUGGCCAAAUAUUAGGCCAGUAACAAAUUUUACUUAAUAACAAAUAGUCCCUAAAAUUAUAGAGAUAAACAAUAAAGUUGACUUGUGACCAUUUUCAAGUUAUAUAUUGAUAAUGGCACAAUAAUUCAAGUUUGCCCUCUCAAAGUCUAAUAAACUUUCAUUCUGGAAAGAAUAGUGUCUUUCAAUUACACUGUUAAUAUCCAAAAUAAAAAAACAGAACAAAAAACAAAAGAAUAAAGGAAAUAAAAACCACACACCACCAAAACCAGAUUGUAAAAAUGGAUUAUGUACUCUCCCUAAAAGAAAAUUGCCCU